AUGCAUCCCUCUUCUCUCUUCAUACUCUUUCUUUUUCUUUCUGCCAGUUUCGUCUAUUCUCUCACAACCAACCAAACUCGUUUCUUCAAUGAUCUAGAUCCUAAUUCCUCCAUAUCCUUCGUCAAUGACUAUUUAUCUGCCAUAAUCUACCACAAUCCUUCUCAGCCCUUCAAUAUUACCUCUAAAAAUCAACUCUUUUCACAAAAUUUAAAAAUUGUUUCAAUUUUACCAGAAGAAAAUCUAAUGAAAUUGUGGAAAACACUUCCCUUGAAUAGAAAUCAAGUAAUUUUGAAUAAUUUCGAGAAGGGAGCUUGUCAGAUUUAUCAUCCUUUGGAAGAAUUUGAUGUGAUUAUUACGAGUAGGAGUUUAUUCUUGCAAAAGUUUCGAAUAUUUAGAAAGGGAAUGGGAAUUCGAAAGUUGGAAGGAGAAUAUUUUGAGACGAGUGAUUUUAUAUUUGUUGAUUUGCUUCCUUAUACUGUUUUGCAAGUUAACUCGAAUGAUGAAUUGAUACGGUUCAAUGUUUCGAAUGAAAAACCUUCAUGUAAGGAAGUAUUGCAGAAUUUCGAAUAUGAACAAAAUGUAUUGACAGCCUAUUCAAUUUUGACACAAAAUAAUUCAUCAUCUACUAUUAACAAUGAAGAUUUACAAUUCCUCAAACUGUGGAAUUCAUUUAACAUCAAUCUCAUGAGUGUCACCAAUCAACAGCUAUUUAGAACAUAUCUAUCUCAACAAUUUAAUCUUUCCAGCAACUCAACUAUCCAACAAUUGAACUCCCUUCUCUUACCUUCCAACUGUUCAGUUUGCAAGAGUGACAUGUGUCUCACUGAUUUAGAAUUUAAAGAAGUUGAAUAUUGGGUCAUUCCACAAAUUUGUUUUGUCAUCAUUUACAUGAUUUUCUUGAUAUGUAGUGGAGCAUUGACACAACCUUCACUGAAAAGAAGAUUACUGACACCUUACUUGCCAUUAUUAAUGUUGUAUUUCAUGUUUGCUUUGGCUGAUGUCUUUACUCCAUGGUGCAGAAGUGUUUUGUUUAUUACAGUUGGAUUUUUCUUGACAUUCUGUUCAUUGGUUAAUGUGUUUACCUAUUUGAGAUUGUACUAUUUGAGAAAUUUGUAUAGAUUAUUCUCAAAUUCUGAAAAGAUUAAUUCAAUUUUGAGUGGAAUAGUUCCAGGAUUGUUAUUUACAGGACUUUUACCAUUUCUAAUGUCAUUUUUUGUUUCGUCUCACUACAUUUCAAUUCCUUUCGUAUUGGAUCGUCCUCUGGUAUUUGCACUGAAUAUUAAUGUUGGAGUAACAAUUGGAAUUUGUUGUUUAAUUGGUUUCAUUGUCAUUAUAUGUGAUAUAUUAAUUAAUAGAAAGAAGUGGAAAGAUAAGGGAUUGAGAUACAUGUUAUUCUUUGACGAUCCGUUCAUGAUUCGUAUAGAUAUGAUACUACUUUCGUUUAAUUUAGUGAUCCUCAUAUUGAUGACUGCCUUUUCGUUUAACAGACAUGCUAUUUACUUUCUGAGAACAAUUCUCUUCUUUUCAUUUAUUCUGACCUGUGGAGGACAAUGUAUUAUAAAGUAUCUAUUCGAAAAGCUGAGAAGAAACAAAACUGAACAAGAAUCGAGCUUUGAGGAGUUUAUGAAAAAUGAUGAUUUUAGGAGAAUUCAAAGAGAAUAUUGUGUUAAAGAACUUUCCUUGGAAAAUUACAAUUUUUUCGUAUAUCUUAAUGAAUUGAAAAGUAAGGCAAUGAAAAAUUUGACACUUUCACAAAUGAUUGAAGUGGAAAAGGAAUAUUUGACUGGAGUGUUUGAAGUGAACGUAUCUGGAAGUUCGAAACGUGCAUUUUACAAACUGAAAAAGCAAGUGGAAGGAUCAAGUGCAGAGGCAAAUGUUUCGUCCAGCUCAGUUUCAAUUUCUUCCAUGACUGGUGUCGGUUCUGCAUCCUCUUCCAUAGCUGAACACCAAUUCAAGGUCCAAGAAUUAAUUUCAAUAUUUGAAAUGGAAGUUUUAACCAAUCUCAAAGAUACCUUUUCAAGAAUGGAAAAAACUCUCGAAUUCUUAACUUGGCAAAAAGUAUACAAAAUCCAAAAACAAAAUGAUAUUUGCUAG
Molecule: messenger RNA, 2094 nt
Organism: Naegleria gruberi
Lineage: Eukaryota; Heterolobosea; Eutetramitea; Acrasida; Naegleriidae
Exons: 1
Coding region: 1-2094 (697 amino acids)
Source: RefSeq, a predicted model, not a curated record